GAAAGUCGCCAUCCACACGAUCAAAACGUAUUGCGUGCUAUAUCUAUACAGACCUCGACAAGUGCACAUUUACAACAGUUAUUUGACGUGAUAGACGAGCUCACACAUACAUUGGAAAAUUGAGACCGUACAAUAUUAUCCCGUCGGAAGCACGUACAGUAAAGCGAUGCCGAGUUGCGACGCAUGCGCAAACCCGAACAACUUUAGAGCAGAACAAAGUUUCAAAGCUCACGAGGAAAGGAGGGGAGGAAUGGAAAGGAUGCGGAGGGAAGAGGGAGAGUGAGUAAGGCGUGAUUCAGCGCUUAGGGAAGUAUGUGCGCUGAAGCCGCACGGUGCACACCCACGUGCAAAGUCUGUCUCAAUACCUACUUUUUACAUGACAAAAAUCCGGGUUACUUACGUCUAUUCAAAUAUAGCGCCCUGAGCAUUCGUAUGGAUUCGGGGCUGACGGCGGAAUCGACUUCUUCGAGUACUUAGCGAGCGGGGGGAGACCCAGAAGGAUGGCAGGAGCAGGUGCUGAGGCUCUCACGUGGUUUUGGGUCAGAGGCUCCCUGGCUACCAGCGAUGCAGGAGGACCCUGUUUACGACUACCCCGAGCCGCAGCGCGAGAAGCACUUCUGCCCUCUGCGCGGCUCCCUGAAGAGCAUCAGCGUGCUGGACCGCCUGCUACUGACGCAUCCCGUCUGGCUGCAGCUGUCCAUCAACGCGGCGGCAGCCCUGCAUGUCCUGCAGAGAGAGCCGCCCAGGACAUUCCUGGUGCGCAAGUCGAGCACGUCUCAGAAGAAGGUGCUGUGUGUCAGGCUGGAAGAUGACAGCAUGCCCUCCUUCGUCAGGCAGGUCAUCAUCCGUGAAGAAGACUCCACCUUCUCCCUCGAGAGCUCCGCCAUCAGCUUUCCCGACCUCUGCAGGCUCAUAGCCUUCUACUGCGUCAGCAGGGACGUCCUGCCGUUCACGCUGGAGCUCCCAGAGGCCAUUUCUAAGGCUACCUCGCACAAGCAGCUUGAAUCCAUCUCGCACAUGGGCAUUGAGUUCUGGAGCUCACCACUGAACUUCCGUGGGCCUCGAAACGGGCCACCGGCCGCAGAUAAGGCAACACUACCCUCUGCCCUGGAGGCUGUGGACUGUGGAACGCCACAAGAGGGCAUCACCCCGCUGGAGGAGUUCUGCCCCAUCCGCACGCGGAGCCCGCUGGAGCUGGACUGCGGCCCAGGCCGUGGUGCCCUCUGCUUCAUCAACCCGCUCUUCUUGCAGGAGCAGCCCCCCCGCGGGGCCCCGCACCGGCGCCACCAGUUCCAGCGAAGCCUCAAGGUUCGUGUCUCCACGGAGACCUCCAGCCCGCUGUCGCCGCCUGCUGCCCCACCCCCGCCGCCACCACUACUGGCGAAAGGCACACGGCACAAAGCCCCCGAAGGGGAGGGAGCCGCCAGGCCGGCGUCCUCGGCUCCAUCCGGUCCCCCUGAGGAGGAGUCGGAGUACCUGCAGCCCUCCUUGCAGAAGAGAGCUGGCCCCGGUGUUGGAUCCUUCAGGAGGACCCCGGCCCUGUCACCCACUGUAGAGGAAGACGACUACCAGUCCCCCAAGGCCCUGUUUAAGCAGGUUCCGGCUGAGCCCGGUGCGGCCGAGGAGGGUGAGACAGAUCCGGCGCUGCUGCUCGGCCAGAGACGUGCACCAUCCCUUAGCGAGCUGGACAGCAGCAGUUCCCUGAGCAGCCUGGAGGAGGUGGAGGAGAGCCCCACACGCGCCCCACUGGAGCGCGGCACCAGCUUCCCGGUGGCGUCUGGGCCGCACGCCCGACCCAUCUCCACACUGCGCAAGAUGAGCGUCGUCUUCAUGUCCUUCUUCACGCCGGGGAAACGCGUGGCACGGCUCGUGGAGGACCUGGCCCGGGACCGGCGCACCGCCUUCGGCACCCUGGUGCAGGACUUCCUGCGGCGGCAGCGGGAGGAAUCCGGCCUCGCCGGACAGGUCUCGGCCACCGUGCUGCUCCAGAACCUGCGGAUCUUUCUGUCACAGGCCAAGAACUUCCUGCUGGACUGCAGGGAGCUGGAGCCGCCAAUCGAGACCCUAGUUCCAGACCAAGAGCAAGACCUCGCUCUGGAGAAGGCCAUGUUCCGCUGCGUCUUGAAGCCCCUGAAGAGCCGAUUGGACACGGCCCUCCGCACGAUCCACGCUCAGGACGGCUCCCUGCGGCUGAUGGCCGAUGGUCUGUGUAGGGCCCAGCAGGGGGCGCUGAAGUGCUUCGGUGUACGGGUGGCGGUGCCGGAUGCCGGCGGUGUGGAUCAGGCGCGGCAGAAGCUGGUGCUGAUGCAGAGGGCGUACUCCCCCAUGGACAAGCUAGUGCUACUGCUGCAGGUCUGCAAGGCCGUGUACAAGGCAAUGGCAGCUGGCACCGGAGGACAGGAGUUCGGCGCUGAUGAGUUCCUGCCGGCCCUGUCCUACGUCCUGGUGCAGUGCAACAUUCCUGAGCUCCUCAUCGAGGUUGAGUACAUGAUGGAGCUCCUGGAGCCCGCCUGGCUCACAGGGGAGGGCGGAUACUACCUGACAAGUGUCUAUGCCAGCCUGUGCCUGAUCCAGAGUCAGCCGGAGGCGGUGCCGCCCACUGGGCUGACUCAUAAGGCCCAGGAGUCCCUCAGGGAGUGGAGUCAGCGGCGGAGCAAAGAGGGCCAGAACCAGAAGCAUCAGAGGUUCGUGCGAGUCCUGUUUCAGGACGGGGACCUCAGCUCUGCCAAGACCCUCCAGUGGAACGAGUCGGACACCGCCGAGGCUUUGGGCCAGCUCUGUGCUGCCAAGUUUGGCGUGGCGGACCCGGAGCAGUACGCCCUCUACUGGCGCACUGGCGAGGACGUGCAGCCUCUCCAGCCUGAUGCCCAGAUCCAGGACGUGCAGAGCCAGAUGGGUACCAUUCCCUCCCUCACUUACCAGCCCCGCGACGAGGAUGCCAGCAGGAUCCGCAAGCUCACCAGAGGUGGCGCUGUGGACCUGGGAGAGACCAACUGAGGCCACUUCUAACCUACAGGGUUGCUGUGUUUUCUCAGUGUAACAAGUAGCAAUCCAAACACACCAAUUCACCACUUUGACUCUGGAUCCAUUAGCAUUCAGCUUUUCCAGUUACUUUUAGUUUAUUUAGCUUAAUGAUUGUUUUUCUGCCAAACCGGGACCUGAGGUUGACAUAAGUGUGUUAUAGGUCCAAAGCCUAGAUUUGGCCUUCAGGGGGCUUGUGAUCCAGACCUAGCAGUGGGAGGGAAACAGGAGCCCUCUGGACUGUCCUCAUCACCUCACAGCUUUCUGCCUGAAGCUUUCAUUCCGUCUGUGCACCAUCACUGUCGAGCAGCACAGUCCCUGUAUGUACUUCGGCACUGAGGUCCAUUUGCAUCCUAAUCGCUGCUGCUUCAACGCAAGUUUAUAUUUAUGUAUUGAGUGGGAGGCUUUUUCUUAGGACUCAACAAGAAGCGAACACCAGAAAGCAGUGUUCAAACUGGGGGGGGGGGGGGGUUGGGAGGUUUACCCAAAAAAAUGCGCCUGGGGGGGUAAGAGCUUAAAAUGACCAAAUUUAGGGGCGUUUCUCAAUACCAAGAAUGCAAAGAUCGCACUUGUGGUCUUGACAAGACCAGACUUGCUAACUUGCCCUCCAAGAACGAACUUGGGCCGCAAUGAGUCAUGGGAUUGGUUUCAUUUUAAGAGGAUGCAGCCAAUGCAAGCUUAAAAUUUGGGGUGGGACAAGAGCGACAUCGAAAGAUUUUUACCGUCUUCCAUACUUCUGUUCUCGUUUCCAGUAUGGAAACUGGUCUUCAGUAAUGGAGGAUGACAUAAAACUGGGAACCAAAAGUACAGUCGACAAGUACAGCGAGUGAGAAAUACCCUUAGUGCCGCCACUCCCCCAGUGACACCUUUUGCCACAGUUCCUGGACGGCCGCUGGCUUUCCGAGAGACAGACGGGACGGAGAGUCCCUGUUCCAGGACGCCAUUAGUCCUUACCGUUACAUUAGUUGAAGAGUAUGACUGAGUCAGAUUGUGUUAGCUUCUCAUGCAUGCAAGUCGUCAUCUUAAAUCUAUUUAUUUAUAUUGAAGAAAAGGUUUCUGAACUUCCUUUUAUUUUGCUUGUGUCGUGUGCUGUGUGUGCGUGUCGUAUGCUGGAACCUGACUAUAUAGCACUUCCGUUGACUAUAAAUCCGUACCAUUUCUGUAAUAUUACAGUGUGAACGUUGAUGCAGAGAAUCCCUCACAGUGUCUAGGUCUAUUUCAGUUCCUUUUUUAUCCGUUUCCAGUUUUUUAAUGGGUUGUGUAGUGAACAGUUUCUGCAUAAUUAUAUUAAAUAUUUUGCACAUUCCAUGGAGAGUAACACAGAUGUGUUCUACUCUGAAUAAGGCCCUGAAGGCCUGUUAUGGUCUCCUCUGUCGUGCAGCUUCUCUUGAUAAGUAACUGUUAUUCUAGGGCCUUCCGGAAGCCUCAUUUCCUGUGGGGAAAAAAAACAGAGGCUGGUUGAUUUAUAAAUCGUGCUGGUAUGUCUGUGCCUACACUUGAUAAAGCUGUACUGUAAAAACAAA
Messenger RNA from Brienomyrus brachyistius, 4544 nucleotides. RefSeq names its product Ras and Rab interactor 1a (gene rin1a). Gene Ontology annotation, cellular component: endocytic vesicle; cytosol. Lineage: Eukaryota; Metazoa; Chordata; Actinopteri; Osteoglossiformes; Mormyridae. The transcript is spliced from 12 exons. The record is from RefSeq and is a predicted model, not a curated record. Bases 565 to 2997 code for a protein of 810 amino acids. Gene Ontology annotation, biological process: signal transduction; vesicle-mediated transport. Gene Ontology annotation, molecular function: guanyl-nucleotide exchange factor activity; small GTPase binding.